AAAAGGUUCAGCCCCUCUCCUGGUGAAAUUGACUAACGACACUCAGUAGGAAGUUCGGGGCAUCGGGGAAAAGUCCAAACUAUUCCGUGUUGCUGCAGAUCGAGACAGGUAUUUGGAUUCCGGAAGAACUCGAAAUUCAGGUUCAAGAAAAGGAGAGAAUCUGAAGUUACCACCACAAGAUGUUUGAAAGAAGAAAUAUCUUCGUGCUGCUGGAUGUGCUGUGUGUGGUUGUGGCAUCAUUACCAUUUGUCAUAUUGACUCUGCAAGCUAAGCCAAAGAUACGAGGGUUCUACUGCAAUGAUGACAGUAUCAAGUAUCCAUACAAAAGGGACACCAUUUCACACUGGACAAUGGCAGCAGUUAUUAUUCCAGCCUGCAUCAUCAUUAUUACCGUUGGCGAGGCAAUUAUGGUUCGCUUAAAACACCUGUAUUCACGGUCAGAGUUCAACAACUAUGUUGCUGCCUUGUACAAGGUGGUGGGAACCUUCAUGUUUGGUGCUGCAGUGAGCCAAUCAUUGACUGACAUUGCGAAGUACACUGUUGGGCGUCUCCGGCCAAGUUUUUUGGCAUUGUGCAAGCCCAAUAUGUCACUGGUGGACUGUUCACAGUAUGUCCAGUUAGACGUUUGCACAGGGUCAAGUGUCAACAUCACCGAAGCAAGGUUAUCAUUUUAUUCUGGCCACUCGUCAUUUGGAAUGUACUGCAUGGUUUUCCUCUCACUGUAUCUGCAGGUCCGUUUGAGGGGAAAAUGGGCCAGGCUUCUGCGGCCAACCAUUCAGUUCUUCCUGCUGGCCUUUGCGGUAUACGUGGGCUACACGCGGGUCUCUGAUUACAGGCAUCACUGGAGUGAUGUCCUAGCGGGAUUUCUCCAAGGAGCCAUUGUGGCAAUCUUAAUUGCCCGCUAUGUUUCAGAUUUCUACAAACACAGGCCCCAGUUUCCAGAGGAUUCCGAAGCUUCUGAGCCGGAAAGAAAACCGAACAUUCCCUUAACCGAAACGGAGCCAAUAAAUCACUACGGCACCCAGCGUGUUCCCUGAUUCACUGCUGGCCACCCCUCUGCCGACAACUCUGUGCCUUUCCAUCAAGCAUCAAAGGAAAGAGAUGCUUUCCCUUGUUUAUGUCAUUCAAACUUUGUUUUGUUUUCUGUGCAUCAAUGUUCAGCCUCCUGUGUGAAAGGACCUCUGGCUUGCUUUUGCAUGCUUGAGUUAUUGUGGUUAGAUACCAAUAGGCUUGCAUUUUGCAGGUGAGGCACAUAGCUGAAUUUUUCACACCUUGCACCAAUAAAAGUGUAUAUUCUUGCCACAUCCCCUGUCAUUAUCCCCACCCAAAACAAGUCUUAGCUCUAUGUUAAUAUUAAAAGUGUUUUGUACAAUUUAUGUAGAUCCUAUUUUUCAACAAGUAGCAUUCCAUCCAUUUCCUUGACGUCCCACGUCUUGAACAGAAACAACUGCUCCAGGCCUUUGACAUUAUUCUUCUACAAGUAUCUGCAAAGUGAUCCAGGACUUCCUUAUUUGCUUUCCAUGGUCCCUCUGCUCCAAACUAACACAUUACAGAAUUGGGCUCAUUAACACUCCCAAUAACAAGAAAGCUUAGCAUGGGAGAGUAGGAAAAGCCAACUUGAUUCCAGCCAACCCGAUACUAUCCCAAGGUGAAGCAAGCUGUUCCCACCUUGAAUGAAGUUACAGAAGGGUUGGUGGACAGCAUGACUUAUGCCAGCCAGAAAGAAAUUGUUAUAAAGUCCAUAAAUAAAAUAGUAGUUUUAAACUGGUCAGGCAACUGACAGUGAAAUGGUAUUAUUUCUUUUCCUGUGUAAAUUUCUCAGUCUUGAGAAACUUGCUUUUAAAAAGCAUUUUGAUCAUCUAUACGGUAUAUAACUUUAUAUAUUUUAAACAUUCAAUUGACAGAUUUGGGAAAUGGGAGUUUGUUGCAAUAUUUUUAUUAAAUUCAAAAUUUAUACGCCAAGAUUUAAACUUCCAGACCUUUUUAAACAAAAAUGGUUGCAAUUCUGAAUGUUUUAAGUGAAAAUGCCGGUGAACAAGCCCACUGGCAAAGUACUUUAAUCAUAACAUUUUCGGAUAUAUUGUAUGGUUCAUGGAUGUGGGACCAUUCACAGUACACAACAGCAUUCUCUUUGCUUAGAAAAUUGAUAUCGGCAUAAUGUCAGUUUUCCUUUCACAUAUCUCCUAUGAGUAAUAAAAUUAAGAGGCUUUUACACUGGUUACAGCCACUCAGUGUGUAAUGAUGGAAGAACUUUAACAACUCCCCCCACCACCUCCCAUUGAAUAUCUGCUGCCUCCUUUAACAUGUAGUUACAGACCUUGGAAUAUGCCAUGCAGCAACAGUGAGUGUUAGCCAGUUGUCUGCAGUGGUAGAUGAGCAAGUUUCAGGCUCACUAUACUGCACCUUUCACCACGAUCACAAUCUUUCAGCAGCAGUUGAUAUUCCUAUCCCUGGGGACGGCCCAUGGAGCACAGAGUCACGUGUUGGACAGCUCUGUGAAAUGAGACUCAUCAAAGACCAUUUCGUCCCUUUCCUGACCUUCUUGGCAAACACCCAUUCCAAAAGGAGAUAGAUGAUGGUCACAUCCUCAAAGCUGCUGCCUUGAGGGCGGUGUCUGGUGCUGCUGAGAUUCUGGCAGUGCCUGGAGGAUCUGAUGGAGUGAGUCCUCCUUACCAUGGUGCUUAAUUGAAAGGUCUGGUGACAAGGGAUUCUACCAAAUUACUUUUACAAUCUGCUCAUGAAACUCUGAUAGGAUCCACCAGCUCCCUUUUCCACAAGGUCUAGGAAUUUCUCUACAGGUUGUUCUUAAUGUCUGCACAAAUCAUUGAACAAAACCUAGAUGAUCCAAAUUAAUGGAGCUGGCAACAUGGCUAGAUUCAGCCUGUAUUUGACUGGAACCUCAGCACCUGGUAAGAUUUGGUGUUUGCACACCCAAGGUCGACAUGCAUCUUGAUGUAGCAUUACACAAGGGUAGCCUUUAGCUAAGUUCAAGUGUGCUGCUUGUUGUUGAGAACCAAUCUCUUGAGUACUGCAUGAGAGUUGUGAGUAACACUGCUGUUAUUUAAUUAUGGCCUCCUGAUUGCAGAUAGUCACCUGCAGAGGGAUGUGAAACCCUGAUAUACAUCAGGAAUUUAAAUCAGAUUGCAUAGGUUAGAGAACCUUGCUUAAUUUUCCAAUGUACAUGUAGGAAUGGUUAUGAUAAAAAAUCAAGAGUUUCAGAGUAGGAGAGAGUUGGAGGGGACUGUUCCAGAAAUGCAAGGAGAAUCUACUGGUAGAUUCGAUGGGGGUUGAUAUCUGGGAGGAGCUAGCAAACCUCUGUCUUUGCCUCAGAGUCGACUCAGAUCUUUCAGUCCAAAGUCCACUGAGUGAAGCAGAAAAGACAUAGAGCACUGCAGCACAGAAGUAGGCCCUUCAGCCCAUCUAGUUAAUGCCACACUGUUUCACUGCCUAGUCCCAUAGUACUCCACAUCUGACUUAUCCAUGUGCAUAUUCACACUACUUAAAUGGUGUAAUUGAACUGCUAUCAAUCACCUCCACUGGCAGUUCAUUCCACACCUUCACCACCUUCUGUGUGAAGGAACUAUCCCUUAAGUUCCUGUUAAAUACUUCACCUUCCACCCAGAACCCAGAACCUCUAGUUCUAGUCUCCUCCAACCUCAGGAAAGAGCCUCCAUGUAUUUAUCUACAUUCCUCGUAACUUUGUAUACUUUUAUCAAAUCUCCCUUCUUUCUCCUGUGGCCCAGGGAAUAAUGUCCUAACCCAUUCAACAUUUCGCUAAACCUCAAAUCCUUGUAAAUUAUCUCUGCACUCUUUCAAUUUUGUUGAUGACUUUUCUGUGGAUAAGUCACUAGAACUGUGCACAGUACUCCAAAUUUGGCCUCGCCAAUGUCUAGUACAAUUUAAACAUAACAUCCCAACUCUUACGCUCAAUACUCUUGAUAAGCAGCCAAUAUGCUGAAAGCUCUCUUAAUGAUCUACAUGUGAUGCCACUUCCAAGAAAUUAUGGAACUGUACCUCCAGAUCCCUCCAUUCUACUGCACUCCUCAGUGAGGUGAACUUGUAUUUAUUCCAAAGGAGUGACUUCAGAUUUUUGUAAUAAGCCUGAUGUAUUAAGGAUCUGGAAAUCCUUCUUUGCUACACUUCACAGUGGUGCUAGAAAGUUUGUGAAGCCUGUAGAAUGUUAUCGAUUUCUGCAUAAAUAUGACCUACAAUGUGAUCAGGUCUUCACGCGUCCCAAAGCUAGAUAAAGAUAAAACAAUUAAAUAAGCACAAAAAGAAUUAUACAUGUUCAUUUCUUUAUUGAGAAAAAUUAUUAAUAUUACGCACAUUUGUUGGAAAAAGUAUGUGAACCUUUGCUUUUCGUUACUGGUGUGACGCCCUUGUACAGCAAUAACUUCAACCAAACGUUUGCACUAACAGUUGAUCAAUCCUGCAUAUUGGCUUGGAGGAAUUUUAGGCUAUUCCUCCUUACAAAACUACUUCAAAUCUGUUGGUGGACUUCCUUGCAUGAACUGCUUGUUUCAGGUUCUUCAACAAUGUUUCUCUAGGAUGAAGGUCAGGACUUUGACCCGGCCAUUACAAAGCAUGAAUUUUCUUCUUUUUGAACCAUUCUAUCGUUAAUUUACUCUUGUCUUUCGGAUCAUUGUCUUGUUGCAUUAUCCAACUUCAAUUAAGCUUCAGGUGACAGACCCCGACGUUCUCCUGUAAAAUGUUUUGAUACAACUUUGAAUCCAUUAUUCCCUCAAUGAUUGCAAGUCAUCCUGGCCCGGAGGCAGCAAAUCAGCACCUCAAACCAUGAUGCUCCUUCCACCAUGCUUCACAGUUGGGAUAAGUUUUAGUGUUAGUGUGCACUGCCUUUUUUUCCUCCAAACGUAGCAAUAUGCAUUUCUGACAAAAAGGUCAACUUUUUUCUCAUCUGUCCACAGAACAUUGUCCCAGAUGCAUUGUAGAACAUCCAGGUGGUUUUUGGAAACUUGAGUGUUUUUUUUGGACAGCAGUGGUUUUCCCAGUGGUGUCCUUCCAUGAACACCAUUCUUGUUCAGUAUUUAAUUAGAGUGGACUUUAGCAAGUUUUACAGAUCUUUCUGCAGGUCUUUUGCUGUUACCCUUGGGCUCUUUUUCACCUCAGUCAGCAUUGCACGUUGUGCUCUUGAUAUGAUCUGUGUAGGAUGCCCACUCCAAGGGAGAGUGGUAAUAGUACUGAGUUUCCUCUAUUUAUAGACAAUUUCUGUUGACUGAUGAGCACUCAGGUCUUUAGAAAUGCUUUUGUAGCCUUUUCCAGCUUGAUGUAUCUCUACAAUUCUUCUAAGGUUCUCUGAAAGUUGUUUUGAUUGAGGCUUGGUGCACAUAAACAGAUCAUUCUUGAGAAGAGCAGGCUCUGUCAGUAACCUGACUUUGUGUGUCUUUUUCAUAGGGCAGGGUACCUCUACAACCCACACCUCCAAUCUCAUCUCAUUGAUUGGAACACCUUACUCCAAAUAGCUUUUAUAGAAGGCAUUAUCCCAGAGGUUCACAUACUUUCUCGAACAAAUAUACAUAAUAUUGGAUCAUUUUUCUCAAUAAAUAAAUGAACAAGCGUACUGUUUUGGGGUUAUUAAUUUAUUUGGGUUCUCUUUAUCUAGUUUUAGGACUUGUGUGAAGACCUGGUCAUAUUUUAGGUUACAUCUAUGCAGAAAUAGAGAAAAUUCUACAGAGUUCACAGACUUCCUAGCCCCAUUGUAUGAUUUUAAAGGCCACUGACUGCACAGUCCCCCAGCUUUUCUUGUCCCCUAUUUUUGAGUAUGUAGGUGACAGUAAGUGGGAGAGUCUGGACCACCAAACUGAUCCAUCCUUCAAGACCAAAUCAAUAGGUAGCUGACUGAGGUAUCCUUGGCUCUCUGGGAAUAUGUUAGCCCAGAUCUGCAGUUCUAUCUGGCAGCAUGUCAGAUUUAUUGAGGCAGGACAUCUUCACCAUUAUUUACAGGGAGAAGAGCAGAGUAGGGACAGAACUGAAACAGCAACGCAUCUUGCUGCUUAACGUAGAAGAUAAGAUGGUGGCAAGCAAAGCCUUUAAAAGAUAUAUUAAUACAAUUUAAAUUGUUAUAUUGCUGUUCUUUAAAGAUCACUGAUUUAAUUGUAAAAUUGCUUCAGAUUUGUGCUGAAAUUUAUAAUUUUUUUCCUGUUAUAGAGGCAAUGUAAACUUAAGGUAUUUUAUUAAGUGAUGUAAUAAAGUAAUUUUU
Mobula hypostoma (lesser devil ray) is the source of this 6217-nucleotide messenger RNA. Its product is annotated as phospholipid phosphatase 2-like. Gene Ontology annotation, cellular component: plasma membrane. Gene Ontology annotation, biological process: phospholipid dephosphorylation; signal transduction; phospholipid metabolic process. The coding region runs from base 180 to 1037 and encodes 285 amino acids. The transcript is spliced from 7 exons. Gene Ontology annotation, molecular function: phosphatidate phosphatase activity. The record is from RefSeq and is a predicted model, not a curated record. NCBI's taxonomy places the organism in Eukaryota, Metazoa, Chordata, Chondrichthyes, Myliobatiformes, Myliobatidae.